AUGGCCUACAACACGAAGCCUAAGGCAGGAUACGACGACCUGGCCACGGCCGCCCGCCCCGCAGCGAAGACUUCCACAGGCACCAGCGCGAGCGUGUGCACCGCCGACGAGGCCACCAAAUCCGCGGACGCCCUGGUGUCUUACGCCAGCCCGGCCUGCAAGGAGACGAAGAUCGCUUACCCCAACCUGCUCGUCGACCGCAACGUCACCGAUGGUCAGAACAUGAUGUGCUCCUUCCAGCCGCUGCCGAUUGGCAACAAGCAGGGCAUGGGCGACGUGGAGUGUGGCAAGAUCUACAACUUCUAUGAGGCGUGCUAUGCCUUUUGGCAAGGAGGCGGCAUCGUCAAGAACAACGAGCCCCGGCGCAACCUGGCUUUCUGCCAGAUGAACGAGUGCAUUCUUGAGGUGCUCAAGGCCAUGCCAACCUGCGUCAAGGAGACCGUCCAGGGCAAGCUGUUCUCGGCCAGCGUCACCAACGAGAUGAUUGAUCGUAGCACGUACAUUCUGUCCCAGUUCGGUCCCCUGUCCGAGAUCUGCGCCUUGUUGGUGGAUGGAUACGUCGCAGACAAGGCGGUGACUUGUGCCCAGCAGUUCUCGUGCUACCGCCAAACGGGACACGGUUCCGUAACCAGCCCGACCCAGCAAGGCUACGCCGCCUUUGUGUGCACGAAGAUGUCCACGGUCAUCGGUGCAUCCGGCAUCCCCACGGAGUCCUCUGUGCAGUCGCCCAGCUUCGACUGGGCCAAGCAGGCCUUUGCGGCAGCCUUUGUGGGAGCCAGCGUGGCCCCUCAAGAGAGCGGCGUGGCCCAGUCCCUGGAUGAGGAGGCUCUGAUCAAGAAGCUUGUCUGCAAUCUCCCUGCAACUAGGCACGCGUCCGUCGUACUUGGCGACGCUUUCGAGGAGGGGCUACACAGCCCCGAUGCAUUGAAGGCCAGCAAGAAGAAAAGAAGGAAGCAUCGAAAGCAGCUGAUGAAACAAGUAAGGAAGCAACGAAGCAAAACCGGAGUUUGGUGCUGA
Molecule: messenger RNA, 1017 nt
Organism: Symbiodinium natans
Lineage: Eukaryota; Dinophyceae; Suessiales; Symbiodiniaceae
Source: the annotation of a GenBank genome assembly